Linum tenue is the source of this 1824-nucleotide messenger RNA. The record is from the annotation of a GenBank genome assembly. Lineage: Eukaryota; Viridiplantae; Streptophyta; Magnoliopsida; Malpighiales; Linaceae.
CAUAAAUAAAGCCCCUUCCUUCCUUCCUUCCUUCAUUCAUCUCCCUCUGCCUCUGCGUGUAUAUAUACACACACAAAUAAUACACCCACGCAAAACAUAGCAUUGCCCUCUUAUUCUUACUUAGUUAUUUCUCUCCUUCCUGAGUUGGGGAGGCGGCAGUCACCUAUUCGUCACUUAACUUUCGCCUUCCUCUGUUCUCCUCUGCGGGCGGAAUCGAGAAGCAGCGUACGUCUGUCAUGGUGAGCAUAAUUUCGCUGGUGACGGGAAGGGCCGGGCCGAGCGGGUUCGGUUCGGCUUCCACCGCCGAGCUUGUUACCGAAGGAAUCGACGCCUCUCAUCUCACCGUCCUCAUCACCGGAACUCAAUUUUUUGCUCAGAUGGGAAAGCUGAUUAUUGUCUGGUUUUGUUCCAUGCAUACGAAUAUACAUAUGAUGGUGAUUGUAAUUCCAUUUCCAAUUCCCAUUUCAGGAGGUGCAAGCGGGAUCGGACUGGAGACGGCAAGAGUAAUGGCACAACACAAAGCCCACGUCAUCAUCGGCGCCAGGAACAUGGAAGCUGCAAGUAAGGCCAAACACCUCGUCCUCAAGCACACUCCAGGCGCCCGCGUCGACGUGCUGCAGCUGGACCUGGCUUCUACCAGAUCCGUCAGAGCUUUUGCCGACAACUUCAAGGCCCUCAAUCUGCCCCUCAACGUCUUAAUAAACAAUGCAGGAGUGAUGUUCUGCCCUUACCAGCAGUCCGAAGACGGGAUCGAGAUGCAGUUCGCUACCAAUCAUCUGGGUACUUCUACUUUACUCUGUUAGUAAGCGGUAUAUGAUCCACGAUUGAACAUCUCCCAAAAAACUCGAGUUAUUGGGAUCAACUGGUUCUUGACGUACUCUCCUUAUUAGUUUGGUCUUCGAUUUUAGCAAUCUGUGUGUUUUCAAUUUUUGAUUGAUUUGACAAAAUGGGUUCCUGCAGGUCAUUUCCUGCUGACGAACCUGCUGGUGGACAAAAUGAAGGAGACAGCGCGAGCUACAGGUGUGGAAGGAAGGAUCGUGAACCUGUCCUCCAUUGCCCACAUCCACACUUACCGACACGCCAUCCUCUUUGACGACAUCAACGACAAGAAACGUUAUUCUGACAAAAGGGCGUAUGGGCAGUCCAAGCUGGCCAACAUCCUGCACGCCAAAGAGCUCUCCCGACGCUUCCAGGAGGAAGGGGUGAACAUUACAGCAAACGCAGUGCAUCCAGGGUUAAUCAUGACUCCUCUGUUCAGAUACUCUGCCAUUUCCAUGAGGAUUUUGAAGUUCUUUUCCAGCUUCCUGUGGAAGAACGUGCCUCAGGGAGCUGCGACGACGUGCUACGUGGCGCUGCACCCAGCGAUGACAGGUGUGACGGGGAAAUACUUUGCUGACUGCAACGAGAUUCAACCAAGCUCCCACGCCAGGGACGAAAUGCUGGCCAGGAAGCUCUGGGAUUUCAGCAACAAGCUCGUCAACUCUGCUGCCUCUUCCAAAGCUUAAUCAACACAACAAAAUUCAUAUGUCUACAUUGCCCUUCUUUUUUUCCCCUUCCCCUUUAUUGAACGAAAUAUAUAUGGUUAUCAACUUAUAUCAAUCUAAAUCAUGAGUCGGGCCAAUUUGGAAGGAACACUGUGUUGCUCGUUUGCUAGUUUUCCUUGCCAUUAUGUCUCAGUGACACGUACAUCGUCUCAGCCAAUCGCCGUGUGACACGGCAUUGAGAUGGAAAGGGACGAUCGCAACCUCCAGAACAAAUACGUACAGCUUUCUUCAAUUCCCUAUAUGUCACAACAACGUCGCUAUCCUCUGCUUUCAUUCUGCA